AGUACCGCUCCGGAGACCGGAUUUCGCCGACGGCAGCCGACAUUGAGUGGCUGAAGGAUCAGAUCUCUCGAAACGGACUUCAUAUGCAAGACAAUGUGUUGAGAAAAGGGAUUAAUCCCCGCACUAGAGCUCAGCAACUUCAAGAUCUCAUCCAAUUCAAAGGCAUAUCACAUUAUGAAGAGCCUGAAGCGAACAACCACACAGCCCUCCCAUGCCCCGGUGAGCUCCUUGUGGAGGAGCAUCACAGCAACUAUGGGGAGCCCUGGGCAGGUGGUCGAGAUGUGUUUGAGUUCCUUGCUGAGGCUAGUCACUUGGCGCCCAAUUCACGUGUCCUUGAGAUUGGGUGUGGUACGCUUCGUGUAGGCCUGCAUUUUAUUCGGUAUCUAAGUCCUGAACACUUUCAUUGCCUUGAGCGAGAUGAGCUCUCAUUAAUGGCUGCAUUCAGAUAUGAACUUCCUGCUCAAGGUCUUUUAAAUAAGCGCCCUUUGAUUGUGCGAGGCGAGGAUAUGGAUCUUACGCAGUUUGGUUCCAGAGUUGUGUACGAUUUGAUAUAUGCCAGUGCUGUGUUUCUUCAUAUGCCUGAUAAACUUGUGUGGGUUGGACUGGAGAGAUUAGCUAAUAAGUUGAAACCUUAUGAUGGGCGAAUCUUUGUGUCACAUAAUAUAAAGUUUUGUUCACGUUUAGGAGGGGAGGAGUGUACCAAGAGGCUCACAAGCUUGGGACUUGAAUAUAUUGGGAAGCAUACACAUGAUAGCUUGCUUUUUAAUCACUAUGAGAUCUGGUUUGAGUUUAGGCGGUCCAAGGCUUAGGAUUUCUUCAGCAUUGUCUUUUUGGGUUUAAUUCUUUGUAAAACUGAAUUAACAGGUGAAGUUAUAGCUUAUGAUUGACCUCUCUACAAUUGUUGUGUUGUCUCUGGUAACUCCCCCAGUGUUUUGGAAGGUUAACUUAUUAGCUGUUGAUAGAUGGGGUGUGGAAGAGUUGAUGAUUUCGCAGAUUUUUAUCAAAGUGGAUCAUCAGUUUGUGUUCAGCUCGGGGAUAUUCUUUGUACUUUUCAACGAAAAGGAUCAUGCAUAACUCAGAACUUUCGGGAUUCAGUACUGAAUUGCUAAGAUGGGAGAGGUUCAUGUUAUUUGUGACCGUCAAAUUAUGUAGUUUUGUAUUCAAAAUGCUGAUAGCACAGCAGAAAUUCUUUUGAGCAAACACUGAUGAGUGUAUGAAACUGUAACGUGAACGUAUUUUUCAUUGUACUUGGAGAAAACUUGAAUAUAUUUUCUUGAAUGGUCAUGAUAAUU
Messenger RNA from Pistacia vera, 1292 nucleotides. RefSeq lists its product as uncharacterized. The record is from RefSeq and is a predicted model, not a curated record. Lineage: Eukaryota; Viridiplantae; Streptophyta; Magnoliopsida; Sapindales; Anacardiaceae. The transcript has 2 exons. The coding region runs from base 84 to 809 and encodes 241 amino acids.